This is a messenger RNA of Ailuropoda melanoleuca (giant panda), 1912 nucleotides long. RefSeq names its product G protein-coupled receptor 135 (gene GPR135). Gene Ontology annotation, biological process: G protein-coupled receptor signaling pathway. The record is from RefSeq and is a predicted model, not a curated record. Gene Ontology annotation, molecular function: G protein-coupled receptor activity. Lineage: Eukaryota; Metazoa; Chordata; Mammalia; Carnivora; Ursidae. Gene Ontology annotation, cellular component: membrane.
UAAACACGGUUCCCUCGGCAACGCCUGGAACCGACGUCAAAGGAUCCGCCGGGUCUGGGGCGACGGCCCCCCCUCCCGCCGAGCCCGAUCCCGGCAGAGGCCUCUGGCCCCAGUCCGAGCCACCACCACCCCUUCUCGGGCUUGCGGCCGCCUCCCCCGGUGCGGGAUGAGCGCAGCGGGACCCCAUGGAGGAGGAGCAGCCGCCGCCGCCGCCGGUCCGCCUGCCAGCGAGAAUGGCCUUGUUGGGCAGCCCACACCCCGGAGCCCCCUCCGCGGCCGGCCCACCUGGCGGGACUUCCUCCGCCGCGACGGCGGCGGCCGUGCUCUCCUUCAGCACCGUGGCGACAGCGGCGGCCGCGGCGCUGGGGAACCAGAGCGACGGGAGCGGGGGCGACAGCACUGGCGCCUCGGUUGGCGGCGGCCUGGGCGGGCCCCGGGUGGCGGGGGCGGCGGGAAGGCCGCCGCUGGGCCCCGAGGCGGCGCCGCUGCUGUCGCACGGGGCGGCGGUAGCGGCCCAGGCGCUCGUGCUCCUGCUCAUCUUCCUGCUGUCUAGCUUGGGCAACUGCGCGGUGAUGGGAGUGAUCGUGAAGCACCGGCAGCUCCGCACCGUCACCAACGCCUUCAUCCUGUCCUUGUCCCUGUCGGACCUGCUCACGGCGCUGCUCUGUCUGCCCGCCGCCUUCCUGGACCUCUUCACGCCGCCCGGGGGCUCGGCCCCCGCCACCGCCGCCACCGCCGUAGGGCCCUGGCGCGGCUACUGCGCGGCCAGCCGCUUCUUCAGCUCGUGUUUCGGCAUCGUGUCCACGCUGAGCGUGGCCCUCAUCUCGCUGGACCGCUACUGCGCCAUCGUGCGGCCGCCGCGGGAGAAGAUCGGCCGCCGCCGCGCGCUGCAGCUGCUGGCGGGCGCCUGGCUGGCGGCCCUGGGCUUCUCCUUGCCCUGGGAGCUGCUCCGCGCACCACGCGAGCCGCUGGCGGCACAGAGCUUCCACGGCUGCCUGUACCGGACGUCCCCGGACCCCGCGCAGCUGGGCGCGGCCUACAGCGUGGGGCUGGUGGUGGCCUGCUACCUGCUGCCCUUCCUGCUCAUGUGCUUCUGCCACUACCACAUCUGCAAGACGGUGCGCCUGUCCGACGUGCGCGUGCGGCCCCUGACCACGUACGCGCGCGUGCUGCGCUUCUUCAGCGAGGUGCGCACGGCCACCACCGUGCUGAUCAUGAUCGUCUUCGUCAUCUGCUGCUGGGGGCCCUACUGCUUCCUGGUGCUGCUGGCCGCGGCCCGGCAGGCCCAGGCCACGCAAGCCCCCUCGCUUCUCAACGUGGUGGCCGUCUGGCUGACCUGGGCCAAUGGGGCCAUCAACCCUGUCAUCUAUGCCGUUCGCAACCCCAACAUUUCGAUGCUCCUGGGACGCAACCGGGAGGAGGGCUACCGGACUAGGAACGUGGACGCUUUCCUGCCCAGCCAGGGCCCGGGUCUGCAGGCCAGAAGCCGCAAUCGCCUUCGAAACCGCUAUGCCAACCGGCUGGGAGCCUGCAGCAGGAUGUCUUCUUCCAACCCGGCCAGCGGGAUGGGAGGGGAUGUGGCCCUGUGGGCCCGAAAAAAUCCAGUUGUGCUGUUUUGCAGGGAGGGGCCCCCAGGGCCUGUGACAUUAGCGGUCAAACAACCUAAAUCUGAAGCCGGGGAUACCAGCUUCUAAGAAGGGCUGGGACGCACAGCUUGUGAAGGCAAAUCUUCACCUGCUCCGGUUAAUGAUACAGGAUUCCGGGGAGAAUCGUGUAUUUCAUAAAGCCAAACAUUUAGAAAAGAGACAUAGGGGGAGGCUUACCACUUCCCUCGAACGUCGUACAGGACAAUGUGCCCUCCUUCAAAAGUGCCAAAUGUAAAAUGCAAAAAUUAAAAUAUCAAACCACACAA